This is a messenger RNA of Peronospora farinosa, 12618 nucleotides long. Lineage: Eukaryota; Oomycota; Peronosporomycetes; Peronosporales; Peronosporaceae. The record is from the annotation of a GenBank genome assembly.
AUGUUGGACUUGCUGUCGCCUCUACGUGGUUAUAUUGCACAGAAUCUCCAGUUCUAUCUAAGCAAAUAUAUUCAAGACAUUCAAUUAGAAGGAUUGGGUCUUUUUGGUGGAGAUCUUGUACUAAAUGAUCUAGCAAUUAAACGUCACGUGCUCCGUGAAAGUCUCGAAAUUCCUUCAAGUUUUGAUUUUUCACGUGGUUUUAUUCGAGAACUUCGUAUUCAUAUUCCAUGGACUCAGUUAUUAUCUCAAGCUAUUGAAGUAAAACUUUAUACAAUUGAACUUAUUUUAACAGCUAAAAAGGACUGUCAAGAACGAGUUCAAAGAGAUCCAUUUGUGGAUACAAUUACACUGAAAGAAGAGCAAGAAGAGAUGGAACAGCCCAAAUCAGGCUGGAUUCAUGACACUUUGCAGAAAAUUCUGGCAAAUGUCACUGUUCAAGUGAACAAUCUCGUGCUCAAGUACGAGCAUGACGAUGUGGUCUUUUCAAUUGCUCUCGGGACUCUAACUUUCUAUUCUGCUAAUGAAAAGCACGAGUGGAAACGCAGUUUUGAAGAACUCAAAGGAAAACAACGCACGAUCUGUAAACGAAUCGAUGCAAAUGAUGUGACGAUAUUUCUUGAUCGAUAUACAAGUGAAGGAAACACCAAAUUGGGAAUGCAAAACGACCCGGUACGGCGAAAUGUCGUUGGAUACGAGGUGCCUGUGCUUAGUCGAACAUCGGCUUCAGUCCGAGCCAAGUUGCAGCUCUUCUCUGAUGCUACGAGGAAAGUUCAGGAUAAUUGUAAAAGCAGUCUAAGCUCUUUGAGGUCUCCUGUGCACCAACGACCUUCUAUGGCAAAUGAUAUUGAAGGCAGUAUUAUAGAUGUUGAUGGAUUGUUCACGUACAGACCAUCUGUGUUGUGUGACCCUUUUUACUACUACUCGUGCAGCCGCUCACGUGUGACACCCAUGUACGAGGUGGAUGUUUUUAUUGGUGAACUGUUCUUCUCCGUCAGCGAUAGACAGUUAGAGAUGCUGAAUCAGCUGAUGAAGUAUGCAUCACUCAAGAUAGACCAAGCCCAUGAGCAGCCACACCAAGGAGGAGACCACGAUCACGCAACAAGCGUUAACAAUAACGCCAAGCGCUCCCGUGUUCCUAAUAUACCUGCUAUGUUACCCACCAGAAGUCAAUCGGGAGACCAAAAGAUGAAUAGCUCGUCUGAUAAACACGACUCCUGGUUCGGGUGGGCGAUGAAUGCUCUGGGUACAGCUGAAGGUGAGGAAGAGGACGAGUUAGUUUCAGAGCUGCUUGCUGAAACGCGAGGGGCACUGUCAAAGGUUCAAUUGCGAGACAGUAACCUUGAUGAAGAUCCGGUGGUCGCCAGUGGCCCGGUUACGAAGACCUCAUGUUUGCGACUUUGCAUCAGCUCCGUUUCCUUGACAUUGCGCAAACAUGAAAAUGUGAGUCAAAGACUGGAGCAUCAAAAUUUUACGAUCUCUGAGAGCGAAGAAGAGCUUGUUCCAGUUGCUAAUCUUGGCAUGGUGAAGGUUAUAACGCAAAGAAAAAAGAGAGAAAUAGCGCGGCCAGCUGUGCCCAUUCUCAACAUAAUCCUAAGUUGCGUAGCUCUAGAAAUGUUGCUAUUACGGGGAGAAGAACAAAGCGGAAUGGAUUUGGUGUUUGAAAUAGAAAAGGUCGAGCUGGCAUCGGCUACAAUCAACGAAAAUCGAGAGGACUCGAAGUGCAAAAAUGGACAGGUGCUACUUACAUGGGGAUCAAAUGAUUCGGCUCGCUUUUCCGACUGCGCCUCGCACCCAUAUUUCAUCAGCUCAUUUUUUGGUGAAGAAACAACACGGCUAAACCAGCGCAAAGCACGGAGUAUUGAAAUCGUUAAAGUGGGUCUGGAUACUGGUAAUCACGUUUGGAAAACCCUGGAAGUCAGCAGAAACUUGGCAGAAAAUCUGGACUCUCCUUGUGAAUGCUUUACAACAUGGAAUGGUGAAAGCAUUCGCUGUAUUCCAAUCGUCACAGUGUCUGGAGUUUGCCAAGAGGCAAUUAGUUUCAUUGGAAUAAAGGAGCGAAUUCUCGACGGGGGCAUUUUAUCGAAUGCCGUGUCCACCGCUUGGGCUUCUAAUGACUUUCCUAUCUUGAUUUCUAAAGAAAUGACCCGUGCCUUAUUUUUAGCCGCGGAGGAAUACCGCGCUCACCGCAAUCCGGAUGUUGGAGCCCUGGAUAAUUUAACGCAGCUUCUUCUUCCCCAAUUGAUCGCGCUGUUUUCUCGUUACACGCUGCACUCAUGUUCAGCAUCUUCACUUUAUUCAUCUUCUCCCUCCUCCACUAAUAUUCAGCAACGAAGUGUUCACUCGGCGCUGCGCUUGCGCUUGGCAUCUACGUCACAUUUCACUGACCGCGAUAAAUUGUUAUCUGACGUUCAUCCAGAGGAGGAGAGAGCCCGUAAGGUGUUGGACAUAUCAAUGAGCGAUGUUCAUGUUGUCUUGGAACCUUCAAAGUGUUUGGAGAUAACGAAAGUGUUAUCAGUAUUUUCGUGCAGGAAUAAGCAUGACGAGGGCGAGACGGGAAUGGGAGGCGCUGCAUCUUUAACAUCAGCACCAACCUUUGUGGCACCCAGUAUGUCGACUAUAAAUAAGAGCGACGUCACACUAGUUACAAUUGGAAAUGUUCAUAUUCGUGUGCCUGAUCAACCAGCAGAACCAGGAAAAAAUGGAUUAGAAUCAAGAUCUCGUGGUGAUUUGAAUGUGAUUGCGCGCGACUUCGCGUGGUUCGAAGCCUACCAUCCAGGUAGCAGUAAGAAAAAUCUUCAACUUAGCACUUUAUCCGCUUAUGUGAAAAGAUCGCAGAAUACAACCACGCCAAUAGUGCUGGCAGAAGCGGUCGGGAUUGACUAUCUGGUCACGACAAACUCUGCCGACCAUGGAGGAGACAAAGAUGGUUUCUUCACGAGUUUGAACAAACUAAGAGUGAAUGUAACUUUGUCUGCCGCUCAAGAUGUUGCGUCAGUGAUAAACGAGUUAUCAAGUCCUCUCGGGUAUCCAAUCAUAUGGACACCAUUAAAGUUGUCCUCAAAAACGUUGCAAACUACAUUUCAGAUUGAAACGUGCGGGGCAGCAUUUUCCAGGAUGGUUUCUAAUCAACCCAGGCUGUUAAUGGCUCAGCGUCAAUCACUAAGUGCUGAAAUUGCAUCAGUCAGUGUCAGUUUAACAAAGACAGAAAUCAAGAACAAAGCUUGUCGCUUCAUACUGCAAGGCGGCGUUGCUCCGAUGAUGAUUCGAGGAUCGGAGCUCAAUACUUCUUUGUUCGAAUUUGAAAUUUUCCAAGAAAAAUCGUCGGGUGUACUGCAUGUACCACCUCUUGCCUCGCUUAGUCUAUUUUCUUUGAAUCCCGGAUCACUCGCAACAACAUGUACGCAUUGUCAUAUUGCCAUCAAUGCGCAGCUUGCCCGAUUGUUCGUGAACGUGGAAGGUGUAGUGCAGCUUAUUGGUGCUGUGCUAGGUCUCGCGCAAGGUGUUAUGGCAAAUGUGCCGCUUAAAAAAGAGUCAAGCCCUCAAUAUGAUAAUCCAGAGCAAGAUGUGAAGGAAGAGAAUUCUAUGAAAAAUGCUCCAACUGGCUGGACCUUGAAAAUUGAUCUGAAAGCUGCCGGUGCGGAUGUACGUGUAAACGAGGCACUCCAAUUAAUCGUGCCAUUACUAUCGGUAUCAUCAGUGGAGAUGGACACAGGACUUCCGACUCAGGUAACGCCUGGCGGCGUGGUCAAGAUCGCAUGCACGAUGAAAAGCGCUACAUUGGGCGUUUCAAAAGGUGGUGUUCUCAAGGGGCUGGCAAAUCCGAGUGUAUUAAACAUUCAAGACGUUCGCAUUAUAGUGGAUUUUUCACAUAGUUUUGCCAAUUGCCGUCACGCGUAUGCUGUUGAUAUUACGCUUAACGUAGCAACUAUUCAGGCGUCACUGUCUCGACUAAAGCUUCUGUAUCUUUUGAAGCUUCCUUUUGUUAAGGUAGAAGCCCAGCCAAGAAGUUUACCGGUUACUCAAGUUUUACAGCCACAAAAAGGAGACGAUUCCAAGAUUGGCAGCGGAGCCGCUACGUGCAGUCAAUGGCAUUGGAAAGUAGGUGCCCAGGCUGACCAUAUUGGCGUUUCCUGCACGGCUGAUAUCGGCUACCAAUCAACGGACCGAAAUCAACACAUUCGGGUGAUUGUAGACGGCAAGGUAUCAAACAUUGCUGUAGCUGCACGUAUCAGCAAUUAUCAUCCCAUUAAAAACUACAUUCAACCAGCAGCAGGAUGCGGUAACUUUACGGAUAUUCAGGCAUCUGUGGGCGAUGUCCAAGUUGUGGAGAGACUUCAAAGUGCUAGGCGAGCAAUUCGCACUGCUUUUGGUGUGUUUUCAGGUUUACCGGAGCAAGCGUUUCUAGGCAUUUUAGUAUGCCUAGAUUUGUCUGCUUUAAGACGCUUAUCUGAGACCUUCAGUGUUUCAGGUGCGAGUACAAACACACCAGACGAGCAGCUAGUACAUUCUACAAUGCUAUCGUGGCAGUUAACAAGUAACAUCGCCAAGGUGUUCCAGGAAGCAAGUGUCGAACGGGAACUAAGUGAGGCUAACCGAAAGUAUUCCACCGCUGAGAUUCCUCUGGUUAUAGCCUGGAGCGAUCCUGCACUGUCCAAGUCUACUCAACCCUUCCCAUUGCUGUCGGGAUUUUAUCGCAACUAUAGUGAGGCUGGUCUCCCUCACCAUAUCGUUGCAGGCUCUGUAGAGAGCGCGGACGUUGCCGUAACAACAUCAAGUAUGUACUGUCUCGCUUCAGUACUGGACGUGUACGAUAGGAUGCCGAAUUCGUUUGAAGCAAGCAGCAGAGCUACAGCCGGCACGGUAAACGAUUUCAAGGCGAGAGCUCAAAGGCCACAUGGUGCGGUCUCUCAAGACUCUUUGGUAGAUAUUGAGGUGUCUCUUUUGUGUGGCCAAAUUCGCCUGAUUAUUCCUAGCGAAAGUAUUAUGGAUGCUAUCAUCUUGGCACGGCCAGUGUCAGGAAAUGUUCUCGUUGUAUUGGAAUCGUUGUCAGUCGCAUCUGCCGUGCGAAGUGGUAUUUCACUGGAUGGAUUGGGAUAUCCUCCAUUCAAUUCUAGAGUCCUACCGAGGCGACCUACGGUUCAAGCUCAACGAUUUGGUCAGCCGCAGAUGCGGAUUGGCUGCAGAGCCGGCAAGAUGUUUGGACUCGUUGCCGAAUUACAAUUUAACGAAGCCGUAUCGACUGCCAACAGCAUUCUUGAGGAAAAAGGUCCAUUUGAAGACCACAUCGGUCGUGUAUCGGGACAUUCAGCACAUUUCUCAAAGGUGGAGACAUUCUGGUCGCCUCUUAACGUAACAUGCAGUCUCGAAGAGAAGCCCAUUGCUGCGAACGAAGUUGACGAAACAAGAAUGAAAAUCUCUGCUAUUGUUGCUGUGACCAAGUUGAGACUCGACCUGCGUAAAGCAACGUUUGACGUAUUGGUUACUCGGGUCUUGGGGUUAAAUCGAGGAAUCAGUGUUUUGAGCCGGUCUAUUGUGCCAUCGUCACGGCUGAGGCUGAAGCCAGACAAGUCAUUAAAGUCGAAAAAGCCGUUUCUUGUGCUCGAGCGUACGUACCAGCGAGAAGUAUCUUUUUCCUGCGAUGGGAUUGAGGUAAAUGCGUUCGAACCGAAUACGUCCACUCAUGUUCGCGUUGGAGCCAUCACCAUACGACACAAUAUUACGACGCGUGCUGGCAGUGCUUCUAUUCAGAAUAUAGUGGUGGGUCAUCAAACAAACGAAGGUGCACAAAAUUUGGGAUGCAAUCAAAUCGCUGCAGAAGAUGUGGUCUUUGGGGCGAAUGCGGAGCCAAGCUUGUGGCAAUUAGCUGUGGAGAACUAUCCUGAGAAGCUAAUUGCUGCAAGAUGGGAUUUUGGUGAUCACUCAGAUGGAACACUUUUUCUUGACGUGCAAUCUUAUCAACUUCACGUAUCUUAUCACUUUAUUCUAGGGUUGUCUCGCUUCGCUCACAUAAAGCCGAAUCUUUUAUUUUCGAAUUCCGUUCGUGGAGUGAAAGUUGAUGAGCAAAUUAUGUUACGUACGGAGCGCAAACCGUUCGUUAUCCAUCAUAGAUGGAAUAUAAAGGUGCUUGUAGCUCCAGGAGUGAUGUCGUACUGGAGAGAAAAUCCUAUAAAGAGAGCAAGGUCAGGCGUUUGGAUGACAUCUGGCCAAUUAUUUGUGAGCAUGGGAAGUGGCAGUGAUGACAAAGCCCAGCAGUCGCUGCAUACUUAUGGACAAACUGUCAACGAAAUUACUCGCUUUGUCGAUGUGCCCACGCUAGAGAUGAUGAUGAAUAUUGAGAAGCUUGGUAUCAACACCUUCGAUGACCUGCCUCUCCUGCAGGUGUACUAUCAAAGCGCACCAGUUGGCCCAAGUCCUACACAAACUUCCAGUACCUGGCUGCAGUUUUCAAAAUACAUUAAUGCUGUGUCCGAGGCUCAGCGCCUGCUGCAUGACUGCAGCGUUCAAAUUACUGGAGUACAGAAUCAAAUACUUGAACGAGUACUUGUAGCGGAUACGGAGAUCUGUUUACUGUACACUGACAUGACACGUCUUAGUAUUCAGGCCGAAGUAAAUACUCUUUGCGUGAAGGUUUCAUCUCUAUCGUUAGGAGUAAUACAGUCACUGUUGACGGUGUGUGCUGUCAGCGACGAAGAUUGUGAUAUCUCAUUUCAUAGAUCAUUUGGUGGUACUGGUGAGAAUUUUGCAAGUGAGACUCUUGUGCAAAGAAGUCAUGCACCCGAAAAAUUAGAGGGAUAUUCAACCGAUGAUUUCAGAAUGUUGAGGAGGAGAGCAGAAGGCCGACGACCAUUACCAGGAGAACUGAUGUUUACAAAGCCUCUUUUGAUUGAAACUCAGAGCGUCAUUUCGACUGAAUCUUCCCCGAUUGCAGGCGUAAAUGUCCAGAUUCAGAUUGAUCCUAACAAAUAUGACAUUAAGUUAGCUGACGUGACAGCUUAUCUCAAAGACUGCAAUGAGCCAUGGACCAUCGAAGGACCCGAACCUAGUGGGGCACAGUCUUUCUACACUGGAAUGGGUAAUAAGACGUACAGCUGGAUGGGAAUGCGCUGGUGCUACCAUAUACCCCGCAAAAUCUGUAAGAUUGAGGCUAACCCUGUGCCCAUUCCUCCUGCUGGAGUUCCGAAUGGUUGGCCUUCGUGGAGCUGGGGCCAGGAUCAAGACGAUCAUUUGGGCCGACUUUGUGAUAUUUUUUGUCAGUUGAGGUACUGGGAUAGUAAACGAAAAUGUUAUGCUGUCGUCUGUGAAUUUUAUGUUCCGUGGGAACUUGCAUCGACCGAUGUAAGUUCUGGUGGGUCAGAAGAUGCCAUCGAACCAGGAAGUUUUGGUGAGUUGAUGAGCCAAUGGUUUGACGAUGACAUAGAGGAAUCACGGUAUCGAUCCAGAUUGCUUGAGUUUGGUGCCCGAAGAAGGGAGUUCGUUUUUGAUAGCGAUGUUUCUUCAGAUAAUUGGGAGCUAAGAUGGAGAACCCCGCUACAGAGUGAACAGGAGUCUGAGAAUAAGCAGAGACGCCUCGUGGUGAACGCCUUGCUUGCUUCAUCCUUGCAAAUAAACUCCAUUUUGACAUGUGACGCCUACCAGCGCGUGGUUUCAAGCAUCACGCUUCCACAAAUUAUGCUGUCUGUUAGUCAUGUGGACUCUCGGAAUGACUCCCACGAUAUCAUUACUGCUGAGCUCAACGAUACAGUAAUAUCUUGUAUGACUUCUGGUAGUUGUCACACGAGGAGACUGACUGUGCGCGUAUCUUCAUCGGUGCAAGCAUACGUUGACAACAUGGCUCAGCUUCUUACUGUGUCUGUUAUCCCGCGAACCUCAGUUGACAUGAUGGUUGACAUCUCUCCGGAGGGCCUUGAGCUUUCAACACUAAUUGGUCCGGUCUCCGUCAGUCUGAACCAUACGACGAUGCUGAUGAUAUCUGCGAUCCCGAAGCUUCUCCAGGUGGACCGAAAACCUUCUUACCGGAUUCCAGCACAAUCAGACGACAAGCUGUCUAAUAUGCGUAUAAGGAUCGUCAACAGCGUAGGUAUGGACAUCUGGUAUCGACAGGAAGGAACCUCAGAGUGCUUGCUUCUAGCUGCAGACGCGAGUGCGGCAUAUAGCUGGCUCUCGCUGGCGAGCAGCCCGUUUUAUCAGCUUCGCUUUGCUGUGAACGAUCCAGGACAGAAGCUAACUGAAUUACAAAUCAGCGAAAAUGAGCAAACUGGGCCAGCGUAUGAGGACUCACGCUGGUGCGAUCCGUGCAGGAUUAAAGAAAACGCAGUUACUGGUCGAUACUUUGGCGGCCACGGCUUCUUGUGGAUUUGUGUGGAACUGAGCGGUUUACAGACAGUAGUCACACUUCGGUCGUCGCUGACUAUCCGAAAUUACUGCGACUUUCCUGUUCUGAUUAGAGUUAAUGAGGAGGCUUCAGUAUUUGAGUGCAGAAGAUCCGACAAGCUCUUCCCAGAUACUUAUAUACUUCAGCGAGUCCACUCUAAUUGUGUUUCAGUGGACGGCUCGGCGUGCACUCUGGCUGCAUCAGCAAAAGUCGAUGGCAGCAUAUCCCGCGUUAUGCUUGAGUCCGUAAAAAAUGUUGAAUUUGGUGUCGAUGGUGAUUCGUGGUACAGUGUGUCAAUACAAGGAGACGUCCCUAGUGAGUUCGACCUUGUGAAAAUUAGUGAUGACCAAGGGGAAAGCUUGGAGAGAACGCAAUGCAGCUUUGCAGCUCUCUCCUCCGAAAAAUCAGAUAAGCCUACUCAGUAUGUCUGGGUCACGAUCGCUCGUGCGCAAUGCAGGACCGUGCUGCCUACGGACUUUGACCCACUGCAACCCCACGUGUCGCGGCGGUACACAUGGAUGGAGGUUUCAUUGUGGCCUGCUAUCAAUGUCAAGAAUACUAUGGAUAUUCCGGUAGCACUCUACUUAUCACAAAAGACCACGACCGUCAAGUUGGAAAUCGCCCCUUCAAGUGAAAAUUGUUUGUCUGCACUUAACCCAUGUGAGCCGGUAGAUGUGCAACUGCUGUACGAACAAAGCUCUACCAGUACGCAAGUUGCUGAAAAGCCACUGGCGUUUUCGUUGGAAGGCAUCGCCUACAAAGAUUCAAAGGAGCAGGUUUUUGUCUGCGAGGGCUGCAAAGUGAUCGUUAACUUCUGUAACGAUCGUCACCCGAUGGUCCGAAUCAGGACAGAGCGUAUUCUUACCGUUGCCAAUAUGACGCCGAGCGUUUUGACCGUUAGUGUUGGCAAUCCUCUCGGAACUCAACGAUCUUUGGAGAAGAUUGACUCAUGUGUGGAGCGGUCCGUUGAUUUCUUAACGAUCAGCAACUUUUUGGUGGUAUCGAUCGCAACUGUUACAGACUCAAAUGCUGAAUCUGGCCAGAUAGGAUGGUCUCCAGAAGUCUUACUUAAUGUGAAAGGUGAUACAAAACCGAUUGUUGUGCCGUCUGCAGGGGCAAGGCUGACGAGUUUGGCCAGCGCGUAUUGCAUGGAGAUGGUGAAUUUAAAUGGGUAUCUGAAGCUUGUUAUCCGUCCGCAAGUCGUGGUGAUCAACUCAACGAAUUGUGCGCUGAUGUGUGUGCCUACAGACAGUCGAGGUAACACACUUAUAGAGCAAUAUGAACCAUCGGUAAUCUCGGGUAAUAAUGGUGGAUGGUGUGUACCUGUGUGUCUACACAAAGAGAAAAAGAAGAGAAGCAUUACUGCUGAUAUGUCGUCGUGGUUGAGUUUCAAGCUAUUAAGGCACUCCAGCGAGGACGUGUCAAAUGCUCCGAAGCUGGAUCUAGUGGCAAGACUAUCCUGCUCCUUUCGUUUGAAGUUAGUGGAAGAUGGAUAUGAGUGGACAGAGGAAAUAUCGGUACUGCUUCCAAACAUCCCUCUUGUACUUAAUCCAGGUGGCAACCUGAAAGUGGAUGAGGCGUCAUCAGCGUCAACACCGCCAACAAACACAGAUGAUUUGUAUCCGACUUCCUCGACAACAACCCACCGAAGGCGUUUGCUGAUCCGCCACCGUGACUUCAAGCAUAAAAUGCUAACCUACACAAUGACGCGAAAAGGAAAAUCUAUUCACAUUCUUUUUUUUGUGGAUCACCAGCCACCCGUGGUGAUCCAUAACCAGUGGCAAAGAGUAUUGGGUUUCCGAAAUGUGUCAGGUUCAUCGGAUCCAGAAGGCAUUGGUGCUAACUUCUGCCUAGACUACGAUUGGGGUCUACAGGUGUCGACAAAGCAAUUUAGAUCGAAACAGAGGAUCUGUGAAGGCAACAAUAGGGAUGCUGAUUCAGAUUACGACUUGAUGGCUGACUGGCUAAAAGCCUCACAGUCGGUUGAGAGUGGUGACAUGUCUGACACAACAAACAACGACCGUACACGUUUUCAAAUUGGAUCGCCGCAAUACGGGUGGUCUAACGAGCUUUGGCAAGUCAAAGGAAUUCAGUUCGCGUCGUUCACUAGCGAGAAGGAGGACGCGAUGAGUACACCAGCUCCCACCUUCUUGGUUAUGUGCUCUUACAGAGCAGGAUCAUGGCUGGUAACUAUAACCUGCCUUGAGGACCCUACACACUACGGUCAUACGAGUCAGGUAUCACCGUCGGUCUUAGCCUCAAUGUUGUCUCCAACAACAACGCAGCAAAUUACGCCGACAUUCUUGAGAGUUGGCUUGAUCGUGGAGGAGCUAUCUCUCCAUUUCUGCGACGAACACGACCCCGUACGGGAUGAUAGUGGGAUGAUCGUAUACCCUGAGAUACUGCGAGCGACCUGCAACGCAGUGUCAAUCGUGUUUACAACGGCUCCAGAUCCACCUGAAGCUUCCCGCCACAGUACACGCCUGGGUUAUAUGUCACAUGUUCGAUCGUACACAACGUUCUUCAUUUCGAUUGAGAAUGUUAAAGUGAGGCAUUUUUUAAGAACCUGCAACUUCCCACUGAUACUUUGCUUCCCCAAGGCUUGUGGAUCGAAUGAAUUGCGGCAGAUCGAUUGCGUUAAGAAGCAUGAGAGACUAAGAAGCCUGAUGGGCAAACUGCUUGACAACCAAUUACCUGGAACAGAAAAAACGAGCUUGAUUUCUAGGGUCAUUUACGCAGAUACGUGGGACCCGUUCAAAAUUCCGUCGUACUUUCACAGCAUUGAGCUGAAGCUAUUACCGGCUGUCCUUCAGGUGGAAGAUGACAUGUUGAUACAUGUAAACGCUUUCAUUCGACCAAUGCUUGAUUCCUUAGAGGGUGAAGCUGCUUCCGACCUGAUGGACAAUAGUGCCAAUUUGUGUUUGACACCUUGUCGUGAGGACACCUGGAGCUUGUAUGCGUACGAAUCGGCAGCGAAAUCGAAACAGCGCAAAGUGUAUAUCGAGCGCUUUGAAAUCAGCAGCCUAGACGUCACUGUCACAGCACGCGUGGCAAUCCCUGUAUUUAACAGUUUUGAUGGUACACCGCUGCACUUCGGAUCGACUAAGAUGCGAGACGUGUUCUCUUUCCCCGAUCAGCUGUACAAGGAUUUGGCAGCAGACUACGUUGCCGACACAAUUGUCCGCUCUCCAAUGCUUUUUAUGUCGUUGAACAUUUUUGGCAAUCCAGCAGGGUUUCUACGGAGUUUUGGUCAAGGAGUUCGAGAUCUCGUUGAAAUUCCCUUAGCUGCGUCUAGAAAUGGUUACAGUCCGUGGGUGCUCACAAAAGGCGUCGUGGGCGGUGUUGCCUCCUUUUUGGGCCAUACCACGGCAGCAACGCUCACAUCCGUGUCCGGGUUUUCAUAUUCCAUUUCGCGGACAGUGGAUCAACUCACAUUGCCAUCUGAUGAGCUUCGGAAGCGCCAUUACACUCGACCAACUCAUUUGUCAUCAGCGCUUGCGGAUGGUUUGGGGUCGCUGGGAUCAAGUGUCGUUGGGGCUGCAGCCGGAGUGAUUACUACUCCGAUCGCAGUUUACAAGGAGCGCAAGAGACAAGGCCUUGACACCGGAAUUCGAAACGUUGUGGGCGGUGUUGGCAUGGGAUUGGUAGGUAUUGUUGCCCGACCUAUGGGUGGCGUAGCAUCACUUGUGUCUAUGGCUUCAGAUGGGCUGCUAUACGGAAUGAAUGGCGAUCGCACGCCAUUUGCCGACUAUGUCUCGCCUUCUAUUGCGCGACCUAAUGAACUGCUGCGUUACAAAGUGAAAGUGCUACCAGACGCGGUUGGAAGUAGUUUAAUUUUUGCUCAUGGUAUUUGGGUACUUUCGGACGAGAACAAGCUGAUCAUCUCCGGACAAAAUCUCGAGUAUCUAUCAAAGGAGCAGUUGGAAGCCUCCGGGUAUGAACCGUUCCGCAGCAUUUUGCUUUCCGGCGAUACAACACGUCGUCUGGUCCAAGUGACUGUUGUGUGUUCGAAUGACUGUGUGUAUGUCGUGGGAAUGAGCGGUACACAAAAUCAAGCCGUGUUGGCUCGAACACGAUUGGAAUCUAUUGAGGCGGUCGAGGAAAGUCUUAAAGAGCCAACCAUUUUUGAUCUGGGUGUUAAGACACCGGCGGGCGUGGAGUGGUUGCGCUUUCGUCUUCCACCGCAACAACGACGGCGCUUGAGCCACCAGCUGCGGCUUCGGCUGGCUGAAGACUCAAUUUUGUAG